AUGUUGCAAGGUGAUGAUGACCUGACAGCGGGAUUCCUUGACACUAGCUCUACGAAAUUCCUCUUUACAACCCGCACAGUAUCACCAGUCUACACUAAUCAGUUCGACAAUCCCUGGGGUGGCGAAACUAGCUUUGAGCCUGAGACGCACACGAACAUCCUCACCCCAAGAGACGCAGUGGAAGAUGCCUUAUUGAGUUCAGGAAUCACUCCUGCGAUGGGUGUGGACGUGCCAGAGUUAUAUGAUACGGCUUAUAUUCGAUCAGGGCCUACGGGGGAUCGUGUCAGUUUGGAGUCCCUUGAAAGAGUUAUGGGUCUUGGUGGAGUGACGAUUAUUGGCAUUGUCGUUCCACCUGGUUCUCAGUACGUCACACGCAAUGAGUUUAACACCGCCUUGGCAUUAGUUGCCUGUGCCCAGAAACAUAUGGAUGUCUCCCUCGAAACUGUCCAGCAGCAUAGAAAUGAUUUACCCGAACUUAUCUUGGCAAACAUUGAUACAAUGUACACCCAACGAACUCCAAUAUCAUCUAGGGUUAACGGACAAAGAUUACAACAGACUCGGCUUGAAUUACAGAAACAACAACAACAGCAGAGAAUAGUAGAUCCAUGGGUAACCACCAGACCACUCAUCCAAAACGAAAACACACCAAACCACUACAACCCAGAAGAUCUACGACCCACAAUUCCAACUAACCCACAAGAGCUAAUUCGAUCGCGUGGGAUCAACCCGUCGUCUACUGCAACAACAAUCAACAAUAACAAUAACAAUAACAAUAAUAAUUUUAUCACAAGUAAUAACAAUAAUAACACAACUACAACAACUACUACAACAACUACUUCUGCUACUACCCUUUCCAAUAAACGACAUCUGGCAGACAAACUUCCUUCAGAAGCUCACCAAUGGUUUGCUCAAAUGGACAGGGUCCGAGUUGAUCUCAUGGAAGAAAAAGAAGGAUUUUUAUUCAAACACGCGAACUACAAGAUCGAGAGUGAACAGCACAACUGUUCUGUACUGCGUAGAUACAGUGAUUUUUGCUGGCUGGCUGAGAUGCUCUUGAAACGAUACCCACUUCGUAUGUUACCAACCCUACCACCAAAACAAAGUUCUCACACCACAGAGAGAUUUCUAGAAGACGAGGUGUUUUUAGAAAGACGGCGAAAAGGACUAGAACGAUUCCUGGGCAGUAUAGUCCGUCACCCGAUACUUGCCAAAGAUGAACUUGUGGCAGUGUUUCUGACAGAAUCAUCUGCGUUAAGAACAUGGCUAAGAUCUCACUCACCUUUAAUCGAAGAAGAAUUUAUGCAUCAACACCUGUCUUUUGAAGAAGUCGAGAGAAGAGUGCCAGAUCAACUAGACCUUCAACUCGAAACACUCCGUAAGCGCCUUGAACCUCUAACACAACUUUACCACACCCUGUGCAGUCAAAUGGAGCGAAUGAUCAGACUCGAGGAAGCACAGGCAGCCGAGUUUGACCAUUACAGUGCAACCUUAAAUGCAAUGUGUACAUUGGAACAAGCAUGUUACGUGCCAGAGUGUUUACCUUGUGGGUUUGUCAUCCAUGGUUAUGAGUCAGUAUCAAAACACAUGCAAAGAGCAGGGCAGAUCCAAAAUGAUCAGACAUUGGUGACAAGAUAUACUACCUUGGAGAACCUACGACGGCAAAGGGAUCUAUUGAUAUCAUUUAAAGAAAUGUUGGAUCGUAGAGAUCGAUUGGUACCUUCCGUACCGACAUCAAAAGCAAAACGGGAUCCUGAUCGUGAAUCUGAAAGUUAUUUGGGAACACCUCGAGUGUCAGCUCAACAGCAACGACGCACGUUUGUUCAAUAUUGCCUUGCAUCCGAAAUAUCCUUUUUACACAAGCACCAAGCAUUUGUUUCCCAAUUAUACCAAGAUUAUGCAUUUGAACAAAUCAAAUAUGAACGAAAAUUAAGUGACAAUUGGAAGAUAUUACAGGUCCUUGCCUCUGAAAUGCCAUCUGAACCAGACGAUUUCGCUUAG
This is a messenger RNA of Phycomyces blakesleeanus NRRL 1555(-), 1998 nucleotides long. RefSeq lists its product as hypothetical. The record is from RefSeq and is a predicted model, not a curated record. NCBI's taxonomy places the organism in Eukaryota, Fungi, Mucoromycota, Mucoromycetes, Mucorales, Phycomycetaceae. Gene Ontology annotation, biological process: retrograde transport, endosome to Golgi; protein targeting to vacuole. The transcript is spliced from 10 exons. Gene Ontology annotation, molecular function: phosphatidylinositol-3-phosphate binding. Gene Ontology annotation, cellular component: endosome. The coding region runs from base 1 to 1998 and encodes 665 amino acids.